AUGUUAAAUAAUUCGUUUGCGAUUCGUGGACCACGAACUAAGUUCUGCAUUUAUAUAUUGAAUCUCAUGCUCAAACGUGUUAGUUCCAGUGAUAAUAGCUUUGAUGAUGAUGAUGGUGACGAUGGAACAACUGAUAACAGCAAAGAUGAUGAAGUUGAAGAUGUUGAGAAUGAUGGUGGUGAAAAUCAACAUGUGGGGGAUCUUUAUUAUAAUCCCAAAAGUCGAAGAUGGAAACAGUCUGAUGACGACAACUGA
This is a messenger RNA of Didymodactylos carnosus, 255 nucleotides long. The record is from the annotation of a GenBank genome assembly. NCBI's taxonomy places the organism in Eukaryota, Metazoa, Rotifera, Eurotatoria, Philodinida, Philodinidae.